Molecule: messenger RNA, 489 nt
Organism: Thlaspi arvense
Lineage: Eukaryota; Viridiplantae; Streptophyta; Magnoliopsida; Brassicales; Brassicaceae
Source: the annotation of a GenBank genome assembly
AUGGCGUGUGACGACAUUGCACCACGCAGGGAAGUCGCAAGAACAGAGAAAAGCCAGCUUAGAAGGAUUCAAAAGAAAAGAGAUUCAACGUUCUCGUCGCAACUUGCAACGGGUAUUGUAUCGCGUGGGAUUGAUGCUGAUGUAGCACACGUCAUCAACUACGAUAUGCCUAACGAGAUGGAUCCGUAUACGCAUCGCGUUGGACGAACAGGACGUGCAGGGAAGAGAGAGGUGUUGCGAUCGACAGCGUUUUUGAGUCUUUUGACUCUUGAGGAUAAAGAUGUGUUUUACGCUCUGAAACAGGAGCUUGUUAAAUCUAAUAGUUUGGAGCCACCUAAACUUGCGAGACACGCUAAGUUUAAACCAAGAACCGUUCUUGAUCGAUUCUCCAAGAGACCAAGACACAGAGACAGUGACAAUGUCACAUCACAUCAUAAAGCAAAAGAGCAUAACAACAACGGAAAGUUCUUUCAUCAAAAGAAAUCUUAA